Messenger RNA from Leguminivora glycinivorella, 1574 nucleotides. RefSeq lists its product as uncharacterized. The transcript is spliced from 6 exons. Lineage: Eukaryota; Metazoa; Arthropoda; Insecta; Lepidoptera; Tortricidae. The record is from RefSeq and is a predicted model, not a curated record. Bases 82 to 1491 code for a protein of 469 amino acids. Gene Ontology annotation, biological process: proteolysis. Gene Ontology annotation, molecular function: serine-type endopeptidase activity.
AUCAGGACGAGGCAGUGUGGGUGCGCGCGCGCAACGGAACCAGUCCUCGGCGCACUCUGACAAAGCUAACAGGAAAACAUCAUGGCCUUCUGUGUGAUCUUGCUUUUAGGUAUUCUUCUCAAAUGCGAAGGCCUCGAACAGUCAAGAAGUCAAAACUGGUAUCAUCAUCCACCAGCAUUAUCUAACUUGUCUAUUAAUUCAACCAAUUCAGGAGAAAACGAUAAGGUGACACGAAACAGUGAAACAAAUGUAACCCAAGAACAAAUCAAUAAGACAGGAGAGCUUUGGAAGAUGACUACAGAAGAGCUUUGGAAACUUCGUUUUCCACAAUGGACACCAGAAGACUACGACUUUAUGCUUUCAGACAAUAAGGCAGAUAAUAAUUCAAAUCAAAAUUAUGAAUAUCCGCAGAACAUUUCCACUACAGGAAGUACUUCAAGCUAUGACAAUUUUAAUAUAACUAUACAACAACAUCCUGUAGCUGAUGGUAUAUCGGUUUCUGGUGACAAUUGGGGCCUUCCUCCAGAGUUCUCAAGUAGAUCCGUCACAAACAUUCUAAUAGGAGAUAAACUAACAUCGCUUCAAGCUCCUCUUCUGCAGUUUCACGUGGGAGUAUACAGCAAGGCGUUUGAACCCUAUAUGCAGAUAUGCGGUGGAACACUAGUUACUACUGAAGCAGUCAUAUCAGCGGCACACUGCUUUUGGAGUGACGUGGAGGGUGCGCUGCCUGCCUCGCAGUUUGUAGUAGCGGCUGGCAAACUCUACCGUCCCUGGAACGACAACCACGAUCUUUAUGCGCAGAAAUCUGAAGUAUUCUCUAUAAAACUACCGCCGAGAUUCCACGGAGCGGUGACCAGCUUCCAAGAUGACAUCGCCGUGGUGUUGUUGGAUACCCGGUUCACGCAGUCACCAGCCAUCCGCCCGCUCUGCGUGAAAUUCGACGAAUAUCUUGAACAGAACCAUCUGCGAAGUGGAAAACAGGGCGUGGUGCAAGGCUGGGGCCUGACUGCAGAGAACGGGCCGCCCGCGCAAGCGCUUCAGUACCUGUACAUGCCGUAUGUGCCUAUCGAAGAGUGCAUUGCCAGCUCCGAGCCCAGCUUCCUCAAGUACAUCACUAGCGACAAGAUCUGCGCGGGAGUUACUACCGGAAAGGCGCUGUGCCGGGGCGACAGUGGUGGUGGACUGGUUUUCUUCGACUAUUCCACCAGCGAGAGGGUACCGUUCCUAUUCGGGAUAGCAUCCACCGCUCCGCGUAACGCGCACCUCUGCAACACCCACACACGCGCCACGCUCACGCGCGUACUCUCACACCGCCUGUUCCUGCGCACACAUAUACCGGACAUAGAAGAAGCAUGCACUAACAACUACGUCACUUUAGCGAAGGAUACCGAAAAUGGUUCGUCAGAAGAUAGAACUGCAGCAACGCAGCCACCACCAGCGAACAUUAAAUUAGUUUGUAACUGCUACUGCAAUAAUACUUCGACAUCUUAAAUACGUAACAAAUUCUUCUAAUUAGUCUUUAAUUCUUCUAGUUUUAUUUCACAUGCUGCAGAUAAAAUCCGUUUUUAAACAAG